AACUUAUACAAAAAAAAAAAUACAAAAAAAAUCAUCUCAGCUCGCUACGACUUCAAUUAUCGUCAUCCCGACCUAUUAAUACCGUCGUAAAAAUCCGGUAGGAGAACUAGAGAUCUAAAUUAACUCAAAAUGCCGCCUGUUCCACCAUCUCGUGGCCAGCAUGCCCCCUCCACCGUCGAUAAGCUUAAGAUGGGAGCUAUGAUGGGUGGUACUGUUGGUGUCAUUAUCGGCUUCAUUUUCGGAACUGUGAACAUAUUUAGAUACGGUGCUGGACAGAACGGUAUCAUGCGAACUUUGGGCCAAUACAUGCUAGGGUCCGGCGCUACGUUCGGCUUCUUCAUGUCGAUUGGAAGUGUUAUCAGAACCGAUGCGUCGCCUAUCGCCGUCGAAGCAUUCGCGCGGGCCCAACGACGGCCAUUUAUCAUGCCCUCCCAAUCGAGCACAUAUCGACCGCGAAGUCAAUAAAAUUCUAACCUUGCCCACCUCACUGUACUGCCGCGGAGCUUGGACCCAAGAACACGACCCUACGAGAUCAUAGCGUCCGAGUCUUUCUCGUUUCG
Messenger RNA from Daldinia caldariorum, 560 nucleotides. RefSeq names its product reactive mitochondrial oxygen species modulator 1-domain-containing protein. Bases 130 to 465 code for a protein of 111 amino acids. Lineage: Eukaryota; Fungi; Ascomycota; Sordariomycetes; Xylariales; Hypoxylaceae. The transcript has 5 exons. The record is from RefSeq and is a predicted model, not a curated record. Gene Ontology annotation, biological process: protein import into mitochondrial matrix; protein insertion into mitochondrial inner membrane. Gene Ontology annotation, cellular component: TIM23 mitochondrial import inner membrane translocase complex.